AUGAAAGUCCGAACAGAUCUCUGCUAUUUACUGGAUUCACAGAAGUUCGUAGUAGACCAAGAUCAAAACCUCCAGCAAUCCCCAAAGAUCACAGGACGGAAAAUAAACUCCUGUCAAAAAUUGCGUGCCCAAAAAUCUCUAUAUAAAACACCUGUUAAUAUAGUUGAGAUCAAGCAACAUUCAAUAAAAUCGCCAAUCCACGAUUAUGAUUAUGAUUGAAUUAAUAUUUAAAGCUUCUAAUCGUUGCAGAGCUAAAAAAACUUUUGGGCCAAACUACUGACGACACUAUUUCCAACCAAAUGAACUAUUCGCCAAAGGCUCAUACCAAAGCAAAUGCCACUUCAAGCCAAGCCAGCUGCCCAAGAAUGGCUUCCUUGCCUCAUCCUUUCCAUAUUCAGCUCCUGCACUUGAUCCACCUAAGGGUCACCUUCUUCAGGUGGGCUAAGUGGGAAGCCUUAAGCCUCUUCUUGCCUUCGGAGCAGAUCCUCCGGUCAUUUUUGGCUAAAGCUAAACCUCUAUUACUGUGUAAAAGUUCUCUAUGAAAAAUUAAACCAUGUAAAUAAAAUGCCAUGAGGAGAGAAAAUUAACAAAGCUAAUUCUCUUGAGCCGAAUUCCAUUUUAUUUAUAAAUCGCCAAUCCACACUUCUCCAAGAGAAAGAUCAAUCGCGACUUCAAAUAAGCCAUCUCCAAAGCCCACUGCAAGCACAGAAAGCAGUUCUAAAAGACUGAAUAGUCCUACGAAUUUUAAGCAAAUCAAAAAAAAUCAGUCUUCUCCUCAGCCAGUUAAAACAAUAAAAACACAGAAAAUAAAGGAUAAAAAGCCGCAGAUCAAAGCUGAACCAGAGACAAAGAAAACUGUGAUUAAUCCAAGCAAACUAAAAAAACUUAUAUGUCAGACUUUAAUUAAAACUCAGCAAGACAAAUUCCUGCUUCAACAAAAAGAAAUUGAAGAGAAAAAAAGCAUAGAAGAUAGAAAAGAAAAGCUAAAAGAAACAAAUAACAUUAUUAGAGAAAAAAAUGCCAAAAUUACUAAAAAAACUGGCCAACUCCACAAAGCAGCUUGAGGAGUUGACCAAAGACAGUUCGAAGAUAGAGACUUUGCAAGCAGAAACAGCAAUCUUGAUGCUGAACUCAGAGAAAGAAAAAGAGCUGAGCACCAAAAAAUGCUUGAAGAGGGCCGAGCAAGAAUUGGCCUUGAUUUAUACCCCAAAUUCAAAACAAAACGAAGAAAACUUAGCAGUGACUUAGACAAGCCAACCGAAAAAAGGCGAAGCCCAGAUCCUAAAGUCCAGCUCUGAAUGAAGUUAAAAAAGAAACAAAAAAGAAAUUCCUUGAUUCAAGAAAAAUUUAAAGAAAUUUUACAGGAAAGAGAUAGACAAAAAGCACUAGAAGAAUUAAUAAAAAAGCAAAAAGAGGAUGCACAAAAAGCGAAGAAGACGAAAAAACUAAAGCGAAAUUUGUCAAAUCCAAGUUUAAAUAGAAAGCUUAGUGAUGCUGAAGCAUUUUCGAAUUCUGAUAUUGAUGAAAAGCUGAGGGAUUUCAAACUGCAGAAAGAAAAUCUGAUGAAACGAUUUGAAGAAAUAAAAAAUGGAGGAUGAGAGGUAAAUUCAGAAGAGUCUAAGUCAGACUCAGAAAUAAUGGAAAAAGACGUGAAACCUUUGAAAGACCAAGAUUCGAUAGAAAAGGACAAAGAAUCUUUAAAAAAGACAUUGCAAAUGCUUAAUGAGCGUGUAAAAAAGACAAAGGCUUUAUUAGUAUCAGAUGAAUUGGACUCAGGAGGAGAAAGUGAUGAAAAUUCUCAAAAAUGGUUUGAUCCUUAUAAAAAAGACUCUAAUGAAAGCGAUGUAGAAUCAAACUCUUCACUAGAUGCAGAAUUUACUGAAAAUAUUUUAGCUCUCACUACCUUUAAGAGCAAACAGAAAAAUCUUGCUGUUUCCCUAAUUUCUUUUAAAAAAUAUCAUCAAAUAAUUAAAAAUUACUUUUAGAUUUUCAAUUUGAAUAUUGAAAGAAAAAUUUAAUAUAAUACGAAAGCAAGCUGCACUAAAUUUAAUAGAUUAGCUUGGAAUUUCGUUAUAACAAAUAUUAAUUAUAUAAUAUAAAAUUAUUUUAUAUCAAAAAUUUAUAAUAAAAAGUUUUUUCUUCUCUUCAAAGGGAUUAAGCAAUCUUUUCCACCCUGAGACUAUAAAAGAUGUCCCAAAUGUCCUCUAUUUGCUUUCUCCAAAUAUUCAAAGCAGUGAAGAAAAAUCAAAAAGUGGAGAAAGUCAAGAAAAUAAGCAUGAAAUUUGAAAAAAAAUUAAAGAAAGGCAAAAAGACCUGCUCAGCGAGAUUGAGAAUCAAGAAGAUUUUCCAAUGUCAAAUAGUAAGCUAUUUAACACAGAUUUAUUAUGAAAAUCUCUGAUAAGAUAUAAAAACAUGUCAAAACAUUUUGGUUUCUAUUUAAUAUAAGAAAAUAUAGCAUUGAAUCAAGCUUAAUAACCCCAAGCAUUGAUGAGGCAUCACCAAUUGAUUAUAAAUACACGGGAGAUUCCAUUAGUAAUAGAAUGAGUGACAUAGAAGAUGGGAUCAAAAUUUAUAAAGAAUUUGAUGAAAAUGUGAUGGAAAAUGGAGAAGCCAACAUUUUUAAGCUCUAUGAGAAUGAUAGAAAAAAUAAAGCAGAUGAGGUAGUUAGCAAAGCAGAAGCCAGAGAUUUUAUAGAAGACUCAGCUAAUUCAUCAAAAAAAUUAAAUUCCAGACUUGAUAUGCCAUUAGCAAAAGCCAAUAGUUAUGAAAUAAAUCAAGAAUCGGAAGAAGAAUGUGAGCAUAGUCCAAAUGAAGAAGAAUCAGAUAUUCUUUUUAAUCAAGACAGCAAUCAAAAUGCUUCUGGAGAAUUUGUUUUUACUGAAACAAAAGACUCUUCGCCUUAUCAAAAGCCAGAUGACUUAGCCAGCACAAAUGAAGCCAAAAAUGAGUUUAUAAAAAUUAUUGGUGGGCCAGUUGAGGAUCAAGAAAUUCCCAGUUAUGACGAUUCGUAUAUGAACGAGCCUAGUCAUAGUUUUUCAGGCUUAAAAAGUGUUGAUUCUACUGAAAGCUUUGAAGAAAGAAAUCAGCCAGUUAUUGAGUAUUUUUAUUAUGAGUAUGCUAACACUUUGAUACUUUAUGAAGAGCUUUACUGUUGGGUUUUGGGUGAAAAGCAUACCACAGAUUUGCUUUAUUUUGAGUGCUAUGAGUGUCAGUCUAACUUACCUCGCAUUAUGCCAAUAAUUGAUGAAGUAGAAAUUAUUGAAGAUCCGCAGCAGGGUUAUAUCUAUAUAACAGAAGAGCAGCCAACUGAUGUAGAUGGCAAAGACCAAGAUUAUGAAGAAUCGAAAACUAUGCAUGAUCCAUAUGUCAAUGAAAAUGUAAUUAAAACAAAAGUCAGCUUAGCAGACUUAAGAGAGCCUAGCCUUUUAGGUGAAAUUGAGCCUUGUCUUAGAAUUUCAGACAGACUGGAAAAUAAUCAUAUAGGAAAAGAAGCCUUUUUUGACCAAAUUCCAGACUUCAAAACAAUCCAAGAAAAGCAUCAUUUAUUAUCACUGGCAAUCGAUCACCCUAUAAACCCCAUCCCUCCCCAUCCCAUUCCCAAGCCUUUGAUCCAAGACCGUUUUCCACCCUUGACGGCCACUAUAAAAGAAAUAGAAUCUGCUGUUAACACAGUUAUUAGCUCUGAAAUUGAUUUAUAUCUUCAAAGUAUCCCUCAUCGCACCUUCCACCAUGAAGUCAACCCAAAUCUUGAAUUUAUUGAGCAAUACCUUGAAUCUAUGCUCUUUAAUUUAUUAUCUCGAGAAGAUGAAAUAUUAGACACAAUAAAUACUCCUAUUUAUACAGACCCUUUAAUAAAACUCGCCAUAAUUCAUAAUGCAGACCCAGGGUCUCUAUCUAAGUUUCCACGACUUGAUCUUAUAGUCCCAGAAGAUAUUGAGCCAAUAUUAUCGCUUGAACUAAAUCCCCAAGGCUACGUUUCUUUGCAAAUUUACCUGCAAAUGCUUGGAGACUGCGUCAAUGAAGCUUUAAAUCUGAUCAGGCCCUAUGGAAUGAAAGGUGUCCCAGACCCUUGAAGCAACCAUAAGCGAAUUUUAUUUGGUGAGUCGCAGCUGACCAAUGUGUAUGAAAAAGUAAAAGAUCAUCUUUAUAAGUGGGUGAAUACGAGAGGAGGAAUUUUCCCUCCAAUUCAUAUGGAUGAAAAAAGACUUGUCAUGAUGAGAGAAGAAAAAAUGAGCACGAUGCUUAUGUAUGAUGUUGAAGACGAAGAAAGUGACUGGGUGGAGUACGAAGAUGAAGAAACUCAGGCAAAACUAGAUGUGGCGGAUAUGAUUUUAGAAAGCCUUAUAGAUGAAACCUCACAAAUUUUAAAUUUAAUUAUGUAA
This is a messenger RNA of Blepharisma stoltei, 4382 nucleotides long. The record is from the annotation of a GenBank genome assembly. Lineage: Eukaryota; Ciliophora; Heterotrichea; Heterotrichida; Blepharismidae.